Molecule: messenger RNA, 960 nt
Organism: Vicia faba (fava bean)
Lineage: Eukaryota; Viridiplantae; Streptophyta; Magnoliopsida; Fabales; Fabaceae
Source: the annotation of a GenBank genome assembly
AUGAACCCUCAUCAUGGUGGAGUGAAGCAUGAAUUUGUGGGAGGAAGUUCUUCCUUUUGUGUGGUUGAUGGUCCUCAACCAAUGGAAGGACUUCAUGAAAAUGGUCCUCCACCAUUUCUCACAAAAACAUAUGAUAUAGUUGAUGAUCCUUCCACAAAUCAUAUAGUUUCAUGGAGCACAGGCAACAACAGCUUUGUUGUGUUGGAUCCUCAAGCCUUUUCUGUUGGUCUUCUCCCAAGAUUCUUCAAACACAACAAUUUCUCAAGUUUUGUCAGGCAACUUAACACAUAUGGAUUUAAAAAGGUUGAUCCAGAUAAAUGGGAAUUUGCCAAUGAGAUGUUUCUAAGAGGACAAAAAAUCCUUUUGAAGAACAUUAGAAGGAGAAGAGCAAAUAGAUCACAAGCAAUGCAACAACAAGCUCUAGACCCUUCUUGUGUUGAGGUAGGAAGGUUUGGAUUAGACGGAAUAGAAGUCGAUCGGUUACGGCGUGACAGACAAGUUCUAAUGGUUGAGUUGAUGAAACUCAGACAACAGCAACAGAAUACUAUAGCUCACCUUGAAGGUAUGGAAGUAAGGGUUAAAAGAAAUGAACAGAAACAAAAACAGAUGAUGAAUUUCUUGGCAAGAGCAAUGCAAAAUCCUAAUUUCUUGCAACAGUUGGUUCAAAAGAAUGAGUGGAGAAAAGAGUUAGAGGAGAUGAUUUCUAUGAAGAGAAGAAGACCUAUUGAUCAAGCUGGGCCUAGUAAUGUUGAAGUUGGUGAUGAGUUAGGAUAUGAUGCUGAAGAUUGCUUAGCUUCUGUUAAACUUGAACAACAUCAAUAUUUUGAAGAGGAUACUAAUCUGAUUAAUCAAGUUGAAAUUACAGAUAAAGAGAUUGAUAUUGAAGAAUUUUGGCAAGAUUUGUUUAAUGAAGGUAAUAUUCAAGAUAAAAAUGUACUAGAUGUUGAAGAUGUUGGUUGA